CAGGUGUUCCAAUCCCCUCCAUAUCAUGUGAUUCAGGUGUUCCAAUCCCCUCCAUAUCAUGUGAUUCAGGUGUUCAGAUCCCCUCCAUAUCAUGUGAUUCAGGUGUUCCAAUCCCUUCCCAAUCAUGUGAUUCAGGUGUUCCAAUCCCCUCCCAAUCAUGUGAUUCAGGUGUUCCAAUCCCCUCCCAAUCAUGUGAUUCAGGUGUUCCAAUCCCCUCCAUAUCAUGUGAUUCAGGCGUUCCAAUCCCCUCCAUAUCAUAGUCAAUAGCUAAAGACCUCCAAACUUGGUGUGGCCUUCAGAUGAGCCCAACAACAGUGUGUAGAGAGCUUCAUGGAAUGGGUUUCCAUGGC
Messenger RNA from Staurois parvus, 350 nucleotides. Lineage: Eukaryota; Metazoa; Chordata; Amphibia; Anura; Ranidae. The record is from the annotation of a GenBank genome assembly.